UUCACUAUAAUUUCCCCUCCGUUUUGGUCGCACUGUUAGGCGCGGGACAGUGGCAGUUCCGUUGAGGAGCUGUUUGGGAUUCCCUGCUGUCGCCAGGAUAGUAUACGAAGCAUCGAUUGUGACGUGCCCUGGGAAUGUUCUUCUCGAGGAAUAAACAGAGGGAACGUCGGCAGUGGAUUUCAUGAUACCGCUAGGUUGGGUCGCGCGCGUGUUUUUCAUCACCUGCUUAAUAGCCGAUUUGUGCGAAAUUACAGCGCGAGUGCUGUCAUCGGCUGCGGAGGCUCGAAGCGCGACGAGUUAACCUAAAAUGCAAUUAGUUGCGAGUGCCGACCCGAUUUUGCUCCAGCUCGUCCUUCACUUGCUUUGCUGGCAAUGUGCCAGCGUUUGCGCCGGAGGCGGUGCACUGGACGUAGGUUCCACUUAUCAACAGUCUGGAAGUACGCCCGGCACCUCUUCUUCCUCCAAGGCUGCCACUUUUUCGACCAGCAUAAGUGACGGCCUUGGCAAGGCUGUCGUUCACGAAGGUAGAGACCGGACUGAAUCUUGCAAUGAUGAUCUGGCAUGUAUUACCAUGGCUUCCAAUGAUAGAUUAGGCUUGGAGGCGAUCAAAUCCCUUCACAGCCAGUUGGAUGAUGAUGCUAAUGGAAAUAUAGAUCUGUCUGAGUCGGAUGAUUUUCUUCGAGAAGAAUUGCAAUAUGAAGCAGGCUAUGAACGAAGGCAAAGAGCGUUUCAUCAUAAUGAUGAUAUGCAUAUUAGCGUUAGAGAGCUUUGGGAAGCUUGGCUUCGCUCCGAGGUUCACAAUUGGACUAUAGAGCAAACAUCGGAAUGGUUAAGUACAAACGUAGAGCUUCCUCAAUAUGUUAAUACUUUUAUACAGCAUAGAGUUACUGGAGCUACGCUUCCAAGAUUAGCGGUUAACAAUAUGCAUUACGUUAGCAAUGUAUUAGGUAUUAAAGAUCCAAUACACAAACAAAAAAUUGCUUUGAAAGCAAUGGAUGUUGUUCUUUUUGGACCUCCAAAGGAUACCGGGCAUAGUAUAAAAGACCUUAUUUUAAUUACAUUAUUAUUUGGAGCACUGAUUGGGUGUUGGUAUGCUUAUCAACAGAAAAAAAGUUCUCAAAAAGAUCUUUAUAGAAUGAUGAAAGACAUGGAAAGUCUUCACAAAGCAGAACUAGAACUUAAAAGUUUGCAAAAGGAAUUUGAAAUUGUAAAAAUGGAGCAAGAAAGUGCAACAACGGAAAAGCAAAAUUUAGAGAAACGUUUAAGAGAUGAAAGUAUGGGCUUGCAUGCGUCAUCAUCUGAUCUUGAAGUUUCUCAAUUAAAGGCAGAAAUUGAAAUGUUAAAAUUAGAAUUACAAAGAGCAGAGGGAGAACUUGAAGAUCGUUGUUGGUCUCCUCCUGUUGGUCUCCAACAUUGGUUACAGUUAACUCAUGAAAUAGAAAACAAAGCGUACAUGAAAAAAAAAAUAAGUGCCGAAAAACAACUUCAAAGUGCACGAGAAGCUUGUGAAAAGUUAAGGAAAAAAAGAUCAAGCCUUGUUGGUGCCUUUGUUUCAACUCAUGGAAAAUCAAUCGAUGAAGUUGAUAAAAGUAUUGUAGAAGCUAGAACGGCAUUAAAUGAAGUAACAGCAGAGUUACAAGAGCGAGUACAUCGUUGGAAACAAAUCGAGCUACUUUGUGGUUUUAACAUUAUAAAUAAUAAUGGUCUAUCUUAUUUAGAAAAUAUGCUUUAUAGAGGAGCGCCAAAUGGUAGAAAUCUUGGAUUUAGAGGACGCCUUAGUAGCCAAGAUGAUUUGGAUGACGAUGUGAGCUCAUUAUAUACACCAUCUAUCUCAGGUGCUGCAGGUAUACCGGAAAACUUGCCCUGGAAGGAGUCAUCAAUACCCCUGGAUUCGUCCAGCAGUGAGACGGGAAAAGACACACCACCAGAGACAGUGCACUUUACGUUGGGUGAUGGGCCCGAUGACGUCGGUGGUAUCUCUUCAACAUUCGUAAUGUCUACUCCAACGACCGUGAUCUCGCCGGCCUCGGUUUCAGCGACUUUGACAAGCUCAAUGACGAUUAUGCCAAGGCAACUAUCAACCUUCGAUAGAAUUCCCGAGGACAAAAUGCUAAGUGGAAAUAUCAUCAGAUCUUACAGUCAGGAUGCUAAUUUAGCCCUCCACGAGGACAAGCAGGCCACUAUGGGUGGGAUCCCGACCACAACUACCUCAUCAUUCCUCACAAAAAUAUCUAAUUCGGAAAACUCGUUGGAGACUGUGCCGAGUAUGGAGAAGCUCGGCCGUUUUGGAAGCCUCAAAAAGUCUCUGCGAGAGCUUCCGACCGUUAUGUCCGUUGACGAAGAAACCCUAUCCACCGACUCAAACUCCACCGCCGACAAUGACGAGUUAAAGCGCAGGCGUCGAAAACUGCAGUUUCCCGCUUUUCGCAAAAAUAAGAACAAACCAUCGUGAUGCAGGGUGGUGUUGGAGCAUGAGGUUCGGUUACUUAAGCGUUUUCUUGUUGACACGAACUUGAGUACAUGA
Messenger RNA from Ceratosolen solmsi marchali, 2524 nucleotides. RefSeq names its product stromal interaction molecule (gene Stim). Gene Ontology annotation, molecular function: calcium ion binding; calcium channel regulator activity; protein binding. Bases 308 to 2452 code for a protein of 714 amino acids. The record is from RefSeq and is a predicted model, not a curated record. The transcript is spliced from 10 exons. Gene Ontology annotation, cellular component: plasma membrane; endoplasmic reticulum. Gene Ontology annotation, biological process: intracellular calcium ion homeostasis; activation of store-operated calcium channel activity; store-operated calcium entry. NCBI's taxonomy places the organism in Eukaryota, Metazoa, Arthropoda, Insecta, Hymenoptera, Agaonidae.